Molecule: messenger RNA, 772 nt
Organism: Cicer arietinum (chickpea)
Lineage: Eukaryota; Viridiplantae; Streptophyta; Magnoliopsida; Fabales; Fabaceae
Product: polyubiquitin-like
Molecular function (GO): protein binding
Source: RefSeq, a predicted model, not a curated record
CGUUUCUUUAUUCCAGACCCACCUCGAAACAAAAUUCCUUACUUAUCUUCCUAGUUGCAUGUUUCUAGAUUCUUCUAUAACCUCUUAUAAAUUAACAACCCCUCUCCUUCAAUAUUCAUCAAUCACAAGUCUCAAAAUUUGAACAUCAAAGACUCUCUCUUCUAUCUACUUUUAUAUCACUACAAAUUUAUCAUCAUGCAGAUCUUCGUCAAAACCCUAACCGGCAAAACCAUAACGCUAGAAGUAGAAUCCUCCGACACAAUCGACAACGUGAAAGCCAAAAUCCAAGACAAAGAAGGAAUUCCACCGGAUCAGCAGCGGUUGAUCUUCGCCGGAAAACAGUUAGAAGACGGGAGAACACUUGCAGAUUAUAAUAUUCAGAAAGAGUCUACGCUUCAUCUUGUUCUUAGGCUCCGUGGUGGAAUGCAGAUUUUUGUGAAGACGCUAACGGGGAAGACGAUUACUUUGGAGGUGGAGAGUUCUGAUACGAUUGAUAAUGUGAAAGCGAAGAUUCAAGAUAAGGAGGGAAUUCCACCGGAUCAACAGCGUCUUAUUUUUGCUGGUAAACAACUUGAAGAUGGACGCACUCUUGCUGAUUAUAAUAUUCAGAAGGAAUCUACACUUCACCUUGUUCUUAGGCUCCGUGGUGGAAAUGUAUAGAUACACGCGUUUCUCACUUUCUCUCUAUGUUAUGUUUUCGUUAAUGUGUUCUUCUGUUAAAUCGUUAAAAGUUUAUCAAUAAAAAUGAAAAAGUUUCGAUUUUAUUCUAUCA